Danio aesculapii is the source of this 1558-nucleotide messenger RNA. RefSeq names its product olfactomedin-4-like. The transcript is spliced from 5 exons. NCBI's taxonomy places the organism in Eukaryota, Metazoa, Chordata, Actinopteri, Cypriniformes, Danionidae. Bases 40 to 1389 code for a protein of 449 amino acids. The record is from RefSeq and is a predicted model, not a curated record. Gene Ontology annotation, biological process: signal transduction.
UUAAAGCAGACCUCUUGUCUUUCUGCUCAUUCGGUCAUCAUGUUCUUCAACCUGCUGCUCCUCACAGUCAUCGUGACUGUCGAGGCUCAAAGAGUUCCAGGUCUACAGAAGACUGAUUCGUGUCUGUGUAAAAUAAACAGCUCAAUCUGGACUUUCCCUGCUGUUCAGUUUAUGGAAGUCACAAGACAAGUGCAUAUCUGCGAAGAGAUCUUGGAUGAGUUUGAGGAAAAGGUGAUAAACACAAAUGCAGAACUGCCGAUGAUGGAAGCCACUCUUCAGAACAUCACAGCACGUCUGAAAGCAUUUGAUUACCUUUAUAGAAGUGGACUGUACAGCGCUCUUCACCUUCGCCAGCUGAACCAGGAGCUUGAAGAAAUCCAUCGAUCUGUCAGUGAAACACAUAUGCAGAACCCCAAAAAAGAGACGCGUACUCUGCUCAGAGAGUUAAAUAAAACAAAGAAAGAUGCCCAGAAAAUGUACAAAGAUGAUUUCUUCAACCUGGAGAGCAUGAAGAAUAGGUUGCGUGACCUCAACAAUCGCGCGCAGACUUCCAAGACCAUACCAACUGAUUUCAGAAGUUCUUGUCAUCAGCGCAUCAUGACCAAAAUAAGUUCUCCAGUUGUCACCAAGCUGAAUUCCAUCAGCAAGUCCUAUAUUUCUGGUGCCUGGGGCCGUGAUGCUCUACUAACUGAUGAACAGCGUUAUUGGGAACACUGUCUGGUUAGUGGACACAAGGAUGGCCACACUAUCAGAAUGUACAACUCGUAUGAAGACUUCAUGGCUAACAGGAACUACAAGGAUGAACAGAUUGCACCGUCUUACAGCAGCGAAAAUGCAGUUCGGGGUUCUGGCACUAUACUCUACAACAAUACCGUAUAUUACCAAUGCUACGACAAAGCUGAAAUCUGUAGCUUCGAUAUUACAAGUCAAUCAACCAAGCGUAUGAAACUGGAUGGUGCUGGAAUCGACAACAAGUUCCCGUUCUGCUACUACAGCUGUCGUGAUUGGACAGACAUCGACCUGGAGGCUGACAGAGACGCCGUGUGGGUGAUUUAUGCCACCGAGGAGAAUCAUGGGAACAUCGUUUUGAGUCGCUUAGACCCGGUGGAGCUCAAUAUCACACACACAUUUAAGACGCAUCUCUUUAAGAGGUCAGUCAGCAGCACAUUUAUGGUGUGUGGGGUCCUUUAUGCAACACGUUAUCUUAAUACUUAUCAAGAGGAAGUGUUUUAUGCUUUCGAUACAACCACUGGUCAAGAGAUAAACUCUCUUUCUUUGCCUUUCGAGAAGGUUUCUGCUGGAAUAGCCAAUCUGAACUACAAUCCUGUUGACAGGAGGCUUUACAUGUAUAAUGAUGGCUAUCUGCUAGCAUAUAACACCUUCAACUGAGGGUCUUUAUUAUAGUCAGCCCAAACUGCAGCACCUGUAAAAUGUCUCAAAAUAAAUAGUGGUUAAAUAAAACCUUUAUUACGUCAUUAUGUGACUCUGAAGUGUUGAGUCAGAUUAACUUUUUUGUCUAUUUUUGUAAUUUUUCAUUAAAAUAAAUGCGCUAAUACAA